This is a messenger RNA of Echinococcus granulosus, 225 nucleotides long. RefSeq lists its product as hypothetical. The record is from RefSeq and is a predicted model, not a curated record. Bases 1 to 225 code for a protein of 74 amino acids. Lineage: Eukaryota; Metazoa; Platyhelminthes; Cestoda; Cyclophyllidea; Taeniidae. The transcript has 2 exons.
AUGAGUUAUGAAGAUGUUGAUGCCCACGCAGUCCGCAUUCUUCCUCAAUGUCGCAUUUCUCUCUUCGGCCUACCGCCUACACCUCUCUUUCCUACAAACUUGACAUUGCACCCUCUCCUCGGCUCCUUUGCUGACAGUGACCACCCUGUGUCCUGGGCAGUCAGCCAUCCAGCCAGCCAGCCAGCCAGCCAGCGGGUCGAGCAGACAGCCAUUUUACCCAGAUGA